This is a messenger RNA of Cajanus cajan (pigeon pea), 1830 nucleotides long. Its product is annotated as ARM repeat superfamily protein. The record is from RefSeq and is a predicted model, not a curated record. Lineage: Eukaryota; Viridiplantae; Streptophyta; Magnoliopsida; Fabales; Fabaceae. Gene Ontology annotation, molecular function: protein binding.
GCCACGACCCACUCUCAUCACAUCACACUCCCUUCCCCUUCUGAGUCCUACUUCCCCACGCCUCCAACCUAACCAAACACGCCCUUGCAACGCGCUUUUCCCUCUCCCUCCCAAGUCCCAACCUCCUUCGCAAUGGAGCCCAAGCGACGCACCGUCCGCAGCCUCGUCUCGAAGCUCAGCUCCGUCUCCGAAGCAGCCCGCAUGGACGCCCUCUGCCAGCUCCGCCUCAUGUCGAAGCAAGACCCCGAAACCCGACCCAUCAUCGCCGAAGCAGGCGCAAUCCCCUACAUCGCAGAGACCCUCUACUCCUCCUCCCACCCCUCCCAAGAGAACGCCGCAGCCACACUCCUCAACCUCUCCAUAACCCAAAAGGAACCCCUCAUGGCGACACGUGGCGUCCUCGACGCCAUCGCGCACGUGAUCUCGCACCACAACACCACCUCCUCCCCCGCCGCCGUCCAGUCCGCAUCCGCCGCCAUUCACAGCCUCCUCUCCUCCGUGGACGAGUACCGCCCCCUCGUGGGGUCCAAGCGCGAGAUCGUCUACGCGCUCGUCGACAUCCUCCGCUGCCACGUGUCCUCCCCUCCGCGCACCAUCAAGGACGCGCUCAAGGCUCUCUUCGCCAUCGCCCUUCACCCGCUCAACCGCUCCACCAUGAUAAACCUCGGCGUCGUUCCCGCGCUUUUCUCCCUCCUCGUUAAGGACGGCAGGCUCGGCAUCGUCGAGGACGCCACCGCCGUCGUCGCGCAGGUCGCCGCCUCCCCCGACGCCGCCGACGCCUUCCGCAAGGCCUCCGCCCUCCGCGUCCUCGCCGACCUCCUCGACCUCUCCACCGCCGCCACCAUGCGCACCAAGGAGAACGCCGUCUCCGCGCUCCUCAAUUUGGUGCGCUGCGGCGGCGACAAGGUCGCCGCCGACGUCCGAGACGCCGUCGCGUUCGGCGCGCUCGACGGCGUCGCCGACGUCAGGGACGGCGGGAGCAGCAAGGGGAAGAGCAAGGCCGCCGAGCUGUUGAGGCUCUUGCUCGGUGAAAGCCAUGGCAAUGGCGAUGGCGAUGGCGAUGUUGCUUUGAAUAGCGACACGUGUUCUUCUUUUGGUUCCUCGCGGAAUCAUGAUUCGGAAUGAGUUUGAUUCUCUUGUGGUUGCCAAUUUUAUUAUUCUUUUUGUUCUUUGCUGGCUAAAAAUGGAUUCUCUGCAUUCACAUUUCCCUGAAUCAACAUAGGAUAGUUCACAUUUCAAGUUAUAUUCAUCGAGAUAACAUAUAAGCCUGUACAAUCUUCAUUCAAUGGUUCUGAUUAGUUGAAUGUGUGAGUGUGAAAGUUCCCUGAUUGCAGGUGAUCUUGCUCUUUGAAAUUCACACACACACAUUCAUGUAUUGUUGAAUUGGAACCCUUGGAGGAAGAUAGGACAGUUCACAUUUCAGAUACAUAGAACCUGUUCUUGGAUACUAGUUUAAUUGAGUUUUUGAGAGUUUUUCUACUGAAAAUAAAGUGUUUUUUUUUUUAGUAGGAAAGCUUUGAAAAACACUCUUUAACUUGUAUUCAAAGAGACACCUAUUGUGAAUUAUAUUUAUCGAGAUGAAAUAUAACUUGUGUAAUCUUCAUUCAAUGUUUCUGAUUAGCUCAAUGAGGGAAUUUCGUGUGAUUGUAAAUGCAGGGAAUUCUGGUCAAUUUAGGUUUAGACAAGCGGAUUUGUUGUACAAAUUAGGUGAUGAUUUAGUUGUUGUGAUUAUAUUCUAUUGAUUAUUAUGUUAUGAUAUGAGCAAUAUCAUGAUGUGUUGUACAUUCUUACAGUGUUGAUAGCUAGCAACAACUUUCAGGUUUUCUAUUC